AUGCAAAUUUUGAGUUUAAUUAUUGUGUUUAAUGUCUUCGACGAUGUUUGUGGUCAGGAGUUGAUUAGUGAUGAGAUUAAGAAUACACUGAUGGAGAUUAUGGCCACCAUUUGCGACACUAGUGUCCAAUUGCCCGCAGAUAAGGCCAAAGUGGUCACCGAUUGUGAAGAUGAUAUUCCCCGAGUGGUACUUUUUACAUUUAUUUAUCAUCGAUGUAUACGCCAAUCGAUGGACAUUGAUGAAUUUACUCAACCUUUUCCAUGCUAUCGGCUUAUGCCAGGAAAUGAUAAGCUUCAACAAUGUAUGGAUAAGUGGGCGCGAAGG
This is a messenger RNA of Medioppia subpectinata, 324 nucleotides long. NCBI's taxonomy places the organism in Eukaryota, Metazoa, Arthropoda, Arachnida, Sarcoptiformes, Oppiidae. The record is from the annotation of a GenBank genome assembly.